UGACCUGAGGUUAAUGAUGAAGGCAGAGGUUGUGGUAAGAAGCGAGCAUCUGCGCACAGUGGCCGUGGUUGUCCCGCGGUCAAAAGAGGAAAUUUUCACUGAAACCUAUCAGUCUUUUCACACCAAUGUGUUGAAACACUCCGAUUACCUGCUACGCGAAGAUAUGCAUCACACACUGCACAGAAUUGUGCUUCUCACUGCUGACGCUGUCCCCGCCUUCACCGCCAAGGCCAGUGAGCUAGGAUGCAUGGUGCGUCCGUUUGAUGCCACUGAAGAAGAGCACAAAACCAAGCGUAACGAGCUCAAGGCCCUCGUGGAGAAGAAGGACACGUUAGAAGAGGACUUGCAUGAGUGGUGUCAGAAAAGGGAGCAUGAAGUUCAGACGCAGAGAUACCAUCUUCUCAUGCUCAGACAGGCUGCAGAAAGCGCGAUGUCCUAUGGUACUCGCAAGAAGUUCAUGUCCAUUGUUGUCUGUGUUCCGCCGGGGCAUGAGGAACAGACGAGAACAAUCCUUGAGCAAGUUCCGGACACGUCAGGAGGUCUGGUGCUGAAUCCUGAUGAAGAGGCACUCUACUCUUCACUUUUCCCUUCUGAUGAACGGGAUAAUGUUCCUUAUGUGUCCUUUCAGUUCCAGCGCUAGUGAUUUUGCAGUCAAAGAGUAGUUUAUCGGCAUGUGCCCUGAGUGUCCCGACAUGUAUUGCGCUUGUCAAUUGUUUUGGAGUUAAAGGAGUGGUUCGGUGGCUUAUGCGCCCCAUUAUCUGAGAUUGAUGUAGCGAAACUGAA
Triticum aestivum (bread wheat) is the source of this 783-nucleotide messenger RNA. Its product is annotated as V-type proton ATPase subunit C. Gene Ontology annotation, cellular component: vacuolar proton-transporting V-type ATPase, V1 domain. The transcript has 5 exons. Lineage: Eukaryota; Viridiplantae; Streptophyta; Magnoliopsida; Poales; Poaceae. Gene Ontology annotation, molecular function: proton-transporting ATPase activity, rotational mechanism. The record is from RefSeq and is a predicted model, not a curated record. Gene Ontology annotation, biological process: proton transmembrane transport. Bases 14 to 640 code for a protein of 208 amino acids.